Pungitius pungitius (ninespine stickleback) is the source of this 2537-nucleotide messenger RNA. RefSeq names its product calcium/calmodulin dependent protein kinase II inhibitor 1 (gene camk2n1). Lineage: Eukaryota; Metazoa; Chordata; Actinopteri; Perciformes; Gasterosteidae. The record is from RefSeq and is a predicted model, not a curated record. Gene Ontology annotation, molecular function: protein kinase binding; calcium-dependent protein kinase inhibitor activity. The transcript has 2 exons. Bases 595 to 834 code for a protein of 79 amino acids. Gene Ontology annotation, biological process: negative regulation of protein kinase activity.
ACCCGAAAUGGAUUCGCGUUUGGGUGCCAGUCGCCAUUUGUUUUUUUGUUUUUUGUUUUUGCAUCUAGAUCCCGCAGAGUUGGGACACCACGACUCCAACUGGAAGCUUCUCUCGGCUGCACCAGAAAACCCCCCCUUUGCAGCUCCCUCACCAGGUCUCCCCGGCGUCCGUGUUUUGCAUCGCUCCUCAAUUUGCAUUUCUUCCUCGGAUUCUCCGCGCGACGCGUUCAGCCGGCGGUGCGCGGCUCCAUUGUCCGUGCGCGUCCAUUUCCAAAAAGCCCUACGCGCACAAAAGAAAAAGGAAGGGGGGGAAGAAGAAGAAAAACAACAACAACGCUCCGGGAAUUUUGAAUAAUGAUAGCGGAGAUCCAUGCGUGAGAACAUUGAGCACCUUUCGAUUUACAGUUAUCACUGUUGCGUACCUACGGAGACGGACACGUGUCUUCGGGGUAAACAGAACGGGCUCGAUCGUGUCAGUAGAUUUGGCUUUGUUUUUCUUCCUCGCUUUGGUUGGUCACAGACGACCAGCUUCAAGCUUGGCGACCAGCUGUACAUUUCAGUUUGUGCGCCCCGGUGAUAAAGACGCGUUUGGAGAUGUCGGAAGUGCUGCCUUUCAACGAGGAAAAAAUGAGUCAUUAUGGAAAUGAGGGCGACGAGGGACACCUUUCCUUCACCUGUCGUCUUCAAGACACCAACAACUUCUUCAAUGGAUCGCAGAACAAACGUCCGCCGAAACUCGGACAAAUAGGCAGGAGCAAACGGGUUAUUGAGGAUGAGAAUGGCGACAACGAAGCACAAAAAGAUGGAACAGAGAAGACCCCGGCAGAGGCUUAGAGCGCUCGGCUCAACGACCCCCAAAAGACACUCUUGAAAUUUUGUAUGGCGAUGCUGAGCAGUUUUAAUCCAAAGACACUGUAUAUAAGCACUUUCUCUCAUGUGGCAGCAAGCAGCACUUCCACGCCCUGCUCGCCCCGUCGGUCAUGGCCGCCCAGGUGAGGAGGACGGGCAAAGGUGGGAGAUGGCAUCAAAGGAGACCCCCAGGUGGACCCCCCUCUCCCUCUGUCACACACACACACACACACACACAUACAAACAAACACCCUCGAUCGCAGGGUUUCGCCAUAAAUCCAACAGCGGUAGAAGACAACAGAGGGUGGGGGUGAGGAGGGGUUGAGGUGGAAGAAGGAUACCACGCUGUCAAAAUGUGGAAAUCAGGGACAGGAUACAGAAAUAAAUAUAAUAUUAAACUAAAGCACACACUUCUCCUAUAUCGUAUCAAUCAAACCUAUGAUAUCAUUUCUGCUCUUCAUUUUGAUCCGGGACAACUUGUAAAUAUGGAAAGGGUAAGCCCAUAUUUUCUUGCACAAAGUGGAAAACUGGUUUGUUCUGUGUUGGAAGACUUUAUUUAUUGAUCCUUUGGAAUACGUCUUUUGCAGAGACUUGAGGCCAGAGGGGGUGUUCUUUUGUAUGUUGAUAAAACUUGAAAUGAAUGGGAGUGAUUUUUUUCUUUCCUUUUUUUCUUCACAUAACAAUUCUUGAUGUUGCCUGAGUGUUUUUUGUUACGUAUACUUUGCAGCUAAUGAGUCAUUUAUAUACAGUGUACCUCCCACCUGUUUGUAAGCUUCCCAGGUUUUCACCUGGAUUGGUUAAUUAUGUAACUUGACUGUACACACCCUAUUGAUGAACUAUUUAUAUUGCAUUGUGCAUUAUUGUGCCAAAUCUCAUGAGGAAUAAUACUGUACGAGAAAACUUUUUUUUUGUGCUUUUUACAUAAACUCGUGCAAUUCAGUUGUUUUGUUGGGUUGCCAUUUUUAGGGCCCUUUCUUAAAACCCUGAGAUACCAACUCAUGCAUGGCAAAUAUAAAAUCAUGCAUGCACGGCAGAAGCUCAGAAACUCUUGUGUAUUCUUGAAGCACCUCGUAUACAGCUUUGAAUGACAAACCUCGAGAAACAACAGUCUUAAUUCUGCGUAGUACUGUCCCAUUCUCACUGAUUUGUACAGUGGCCUAAUAUCUUGUAAUAAAGAUCAUGAUAAAGUACUAUUUACUGUUUAGUGUUGAUUGUGGUUUAAGGAAUUAUCUACUUGAUGUUGCUUUUUGUUUUUUAAAACAAUUGUUUUAAAACUGUAGCAAAAACACAUAUAUAGUUUUGUAUGAGAGAUGAAGACACACAUCCGCACUAGCUUGGCUGGUGUUUGGACAUGUUACUUGUACAGAUUCCCCUGUUAUUUGAUUGCCUAUCUGGCUGUCAAGGAAGGUCAAGUCAGCUUUUUCCACUGUGAGAAAGUAGCAUCCCAUGCUUUGGGUAGGUCAGAUAUGUCAGGACACAGAAAAUGGGGGAAAAAAAUGAAGUAAUUCCAUUAAGAAUUUGAAAUCCACACUCUUCAUUUUGUUUAAGUGUUGAGACACUCCGCUUUGAACAACUGUGCAACUGACCGCGAUAUCAGAAAAUACAAGUAUUGCAAAUUAUUCUGUGGGGAAAAAAUGUACUUCACUGCUUCCCAAUGCAAUAAAUGGUUGUUUGCAUCUAAAAUCUCA